CACUGGCUCAUGGUCUCGGUAUAAAUACCGUCAAAAAGUCUCGUUCGCGUUGUAGUCGACACCAGACACAGUACUGACAAAGGACGCAGACAUCAGAGAGGUGAAACGGAUUUAUUACGCUCCGAUUAUCUGCUGUUUUCUAUUAUUCCUGUGUGUGUGUGUGCUCUCUUCAAACAACGUGGAGGUCUCUAUAGCGAACUGUCCGUCAACUGACAUCAAUGAAGGAGAGAAUAUCUAGUCAGAAAGUAUCUGUUCAGUCCGGGAUGGAUCCUAGUCAGAUUGUGAAGUGUAAAAUAGUUGUGGUCGGGGACAGUCAAUGUGGGAAGACUGCUCUACUACACGUCUUUGCAAAGGAUAUCUUCCCAGAGAGUUACAUGCCCACAGUGUUCGAGAAUUACACGGCCAGUUUUGAAAUAGACACGAAAAGAAUAGAGCUCAGCCUAUGGGACACGUCAGGGUCUCCAUACUACGACAACGUGAGGCCUCUCUCCUACCCAGACUCAGACGCUGUCCUUAUCUGUUUUGACGUCAGCCGUCCUGACACACUCGACAGCGUAAUAAAGAAGUGGAAAGGGGAGAUCCAGGAGUUCUGUCCCAACACCAAGAUGCUCCUGGUGGGCUGCAAAUCGGACCUGCGCACCGACCUCUCCACGCUGGUGGAGCUGUCCAAUCACAGACAGAUGCCUGUGUCAUAUGAUCAGGGUUCCAACAUGGCCAAACAGAUCUCAGCCCCCUACAUCGAGUGCUCAGCCCAGCAGUCAGAGAACAGCGUCAGGGACAUUUUCCACGUGGCCACCUUGGCCUGCGUCAACAAGAACAACAAGAACGUCAAACGCAACAAAUCUACCAGAGGCAACAAAAGGAUCUCGCACAUGCCCAGUAGGCCUGACCUCGCGACGGUAGCGUCAGACCUGCGGAAGGACAAAGCAAAGAGUUGCUGUGUCAUGUGACCUGGUGGGCAGGGUCACGACCCUCGGGAGUGGGUUUGCAGGCUGGGAUUGAAGCAUGUAGUGAGGACAGGGGUUAAAGGUCAGAGCAUAGUGCAUUUUGGAACAUUAGAGGGUGAGGCCCUUCCCUUCCUGCACUUUAAAGCCCUUGGCCUGCUGUCCUGGGGUGGAGUUUUGUAUAUGCAUCAUACAAUGUAAAUGUAGAUGAAAUCCACCAUAUCAAUGACAACACAAUAGUCUUUCAGUGUAGCCUGUCUAUCUACCAUCCAUCUCCCUUACAUAUCUUUUACCAGAAGAGGAAGCUAUCUCUGCUUUGGGCCAAUUAGCUGCCUUCCCUCCUGGCGGCUUCCCGGGAGGUAGUAACACUGUUUCCUCUUAGAGCUGGACGAGGAAGUGGUCAUGGCCUUUCACAGGAAAUUACCAUUUCCACAGGAAGUGAUGUCACGUAGGAAAAGUUGAACGAGUCCCGGACGUUUUUCAAAGGACUUCAGAAAGGAUGUCCACGCUGUACAUGAUGAUUGGCUCAACCCCCGUCUGUACAGCUGACUCCAUCACCAUGAGAGACUGCAGCGGUGCACUCUGGAACGCUGAAGACGAGCGGCCAUCUUGCACUGGAUCAAAGACCUGGAAGUGACAUGACACUGCGCACGCAGCACAUCACUAUGGUUUCCAUCAGCUUGUUUGUUUCUCUUCCCCCUUCUUGUGGUUGCAAGUCAAGUGUUUCCUGACCUAAUAGUCCCGUUGUUCCAGUCAUGUCUUUCCUGUAUUUUGUAGAAUUUACUGUGAGCCCAUAUCAUUUAAACCAAUGGCCGUUGACAUCCUAGGACUUCUGAUCUGUUUGGCGUAAUGAUAGACAGGGUAGUGUGAUGCUGAACAGUUUAUGGACAUGUCCUUUCAGCUAUGCAACACCUUCUGCUCUCAGCAAGGGAGGGGAAUGAAAUAAACAAAUGAAGCAUGACUUUGGUUGAAGGACGUUGUUCACUGGAUGUCUAAAGUAUAAAUGCACUUUUUAAAGAUCAAGGCUUCGCUAAAAAGCGCCAUGAAUUCUGGUAUAUUCCAAUGCCUUUAUUAAACUCGCGAUGCUUUACAAAAUUUUCAGAACAGCUUCUCCUAGAGCAGUGUCAUCAGCUAGCCUGCUAAUGCUAUCUGUUUCAGAACAGAUUCUCCUAGAGCAGUAUCAUCAGCUAGCCUGCUAAUGUUAUCUGUUUCAGAACAGCUUCUCCUAGAGCAGUAUCAUCAGCUAGCCUGCUAAUGUUAUCUGUUUCAGAACAGCUUCUCCUAGAGCAGUACCAUCAGCUAGCCUGCUAAUGCUAUCUGUUUCAGAACAGCUUCUCCUAGAGCAGUAUCAUCAGCUAGCCUGCUAAUGCUAUCUGUUUCAGAACAGCUUCUCCUAGAGCAGUAUCAUCAGCUAGCCUGCUAAUGCUAUCUGUUUCAGAACAGCUUCUCCUAGAGUAGUAUCAUCAGCUAGCCUGCUAAUGCUAUCUGUUUCAGAACAGCUUCUCCUAGAGCAGUAUCAUCAGCUAGCCUGCUAAUGCUAUCUGUUUCAGAACAGCUUCUCCUAGAGCAGUAUCAUCAGCUAGCCUGCUAAUGCUAUCUGUUUCAGAACAGCUUCUCCUAGAGCAGUAUCAUCAGCUAGCCUGCUAAUGCUAUCUGUUUCAGAACAGCUUCUCCUAGAGCAGUAUCAUCAGCUAGCCUGCUAAUGCUAUCUGUUUCAGAACAGCUUCUCCUAGAGCAGUAUCAUCAGCUAGCCUGCUAAUGCUAUCUGUUUCAGAA
Molecule: messenger RNA, 2720 nt
Organism: Oncorhynchus tshawytscha (Chinook salmon)
Lineage: Eukaryota; Metazoa; Chordata; Actinopteri; Salmoniformes; Salmonidae
Product: rho-related GTP-binding protein RhoE
Exons: 5
Coding region: 219-950 (243 amino acids)
Biological process (GO): small GTPase-mediated signal transduction
Molecular function (GO): GTPase activity; GTP binding
Source: RefSeq, a predicted model, not a curated record